This is a messenger RNA of Oncorhynchus nerka (sockeye salmon), 3434 nucleotides long. RefSeq names its product gamma-1-syntrophin. The coding region runs from base 446 to 2032 and encodes 528 amino acids. Gene Ontology annotation, molecular function: structural molecule activity; protein binding. Gene Ontology annotation, cellular component: intracellular anatomical structure; dystrophin-associated glycoprotein complex. The record is from RefSeq and is a predicted model, not a curated record. The transcript has 19 exons. Lineage: Eukaryota; Metazoa; Chordata; Actinopteri; Salmoniformes; Salmonidae.
UUAGAUUCACAUAGAUUCUUUAUAAUCUGCAGCCUUGACAGUCAGCAGGGAUUGAUGUAAGGGGCCGACUGGAUCCAAUAUCAUCACCACCUGUUACCAGAAAAUCAGAGUCUGGAUCUGAGUGGAACUGCUCCUGAGUCUGCCAUCAGACACACUCCCUAACCACCAUAAGGAUUGGGACAGCACCUUGGCCACAACAACCUGGCCAUAACAACAGCCCAUACACCAGGCCGGUCAGUGCCCAGAGUGGUCCAAAACCAAGCCCACCAUAGGCUAGGCUCCAGCUCCAGGUGAGAGCCUGAGUCCCCCCACAGCCAUGCCCAGGGAAGCUCCUCUGCCACAGGUAGAAUCAGUGCUCACCUGCCUGAUUGAUGGCUAGACCUCUACAGACAAAGAGCCGGAGGCCUUUCUACUGAGGGCAGAUUCCCUCACUGUGCCAUAGCACAUGGAUUUCAAGACUUCAAAUGAAGAGACGAAGACUGGGGUUUAUCUGCUGCAAGAUGGUAACGAGGAGCCUUUCAGUAUUCGACUGCACUUGGCGAAAGACAUUCUGACAAUUCAAGAGCAAGAUGUCAUCUGCGUGUCAGGAGAACCAUUUUAUUCGAGUGAGAGAACUGUAACCAUCAGAAGACAGACGGUUGGAGGUUUUGGUUUGAGCAUUAAGGGAGGCGCGGAACACAAAAUCCCCGUUGUGAUAUCAAAAAUAUCAAAAGAGCAAAAAGCUGAACUGUCUGGGUUGCUGUUUAUCGGAGAUGGGAUCCUCCAGAUAAAUGGAAUCAAUGUUCGGAGCUAUCGCCACGAGGAAGUGGUGCAGGUUUUGCGAAAUGCCGGAGAGGAUGUCACUCUGACUGUUUCUUUCUUGAAGAAGACGCCAGCUUUUCUGAAACUGCCCCUCUGUGAAGACUGCACAUGUGUUCCAAGUGACCAGAGCAGUGGAACGUCCUCCCCUCUAUGCGACAGUGGCUUACACCUGAACUAUCAUCCUAACAACACGGACACACUGUCCUGCUCAUCUUGGCCCACGUCCCCUGGGCUCCGGUGGGAGAAGAGAUGGGUGGACCUGCGCCUUAUUCCUCUCCUCCACUCUCGUCUGUCACAGCACGUCCCCGGCUCUGACGUCUGCAGGAGAAAUGCAUUUCAAGUCAUAGCUGUGGAUGGGGUUUGCAGUGGGGUUAUCACGUGCCCCGCUGCUGAAGACUGCCUAGAUUGGCUCCAAUCAAUCACAACUAACAUAUCCGCUCUCACCAAGCACAAUGUGAAGAAGAUAAACAGAAACUUCCCAGUUAAUCAACAGAUUAUCUACAUGGGCUGGGUAGAUGAGAAGGAGCAGGACUCCGUUCAGGACCGAAUGUAUUCAUCACAGUUCCUUGCCUUGAGGGGUUCCUCACUCUUCAAGUUCUCAGCACCUCCUGUGACCACAUGGGACUGGACGAGGGCAGAGAAAAGCUACACUGUGUAUGAGAUCAUGUGUAAAGUUUUAAAGGACAGUGACCUCUUGGACAAGCGGAAGCACUGCUUCAGUGUCCAAACGGAGUGUGGGGAGGACAUGUUCUACAGCGUAGAGCUGGAGUGUGAGCUGCUCAUCUGGGAGAAGGCCUUUCAGAUGGCUACCUUCCUGGAGGUGGAGAGAAUACAGUGUAAAACAUACGCUUGCAUCGUGGAGAGCCACCUGAUGGGACUGACCGUAGACUUCAGUAUGGGCUUCGUCUGUUUCGAUGCUGCUUCAAAGGCAGUGCUAUGGAGAUACAAGUUUUCCCAACUGAAAGGGUCCUCUGAUGAUGGGAAGAGCAAGAUCAAAUUUCUGUUCCAAAAUCAGGACAAUAAAGCUAUUGAAGCCAAGGAGCUGGAAUUUUCAAACCUCUUUGCCGUGCUUCACUGUAUCCAUGCGUUCUUUGCUGCCAAAGUUGCUUGCCUGGAUCCAAUGUUUCUGGAGAGCCACGGUGCUGUGACGACCACGGGGGGGUUGGGGGUUCCCACUCUCACCAGUGUCUCCUGUAAUGCACAGACAUCCCAAAUCAAAUACUCUACCUGACAGAGCCUGUACACCCCCUCUCCUUCCCUUCCCCUAAGUACUCCCUCUCGACACUGCACUUUCACUACAUCGUGGACCAGAGAGAAGGAGGAGACGAAACAAACGAGUAUGUUCUACUGUCAUCCACUGAACAAAGACAUGUGAAUCCAACAUGUAAAUGGAACUAUUAUUGGCAGACCUCUUUUUUUUUCUUCCAAGAAAGACACAUUUUAUAUUUUAUCAGAGAAAGGGAUGAUAACUGUGUGCACUUUAGGACCUGUACAUUGCACUGUACUUCAAAUGACUUUCUAAUAUGGAGGAGUGAACGCAGAACCAAUGAAUGGAGAAUGGAUGACAAAACAAUUCUCAAUUGAGUUUUUUUGUCUUUGGGUAGGACCUCGGACAUAAUUCACAAUGAUUCACACGUGUUGUUCACACUGCUGAUAACACAAUCUUAUUUCCACAAUCUUAUUUCCAACUGUUUUCUACAAUAUUGUAUCAUUUUCUUGAAGGUUCGAGUGUAUUUUCUUUGAACAGGUACAUACACUGAGGACUAUGAACAAAUUGCUAUCUUCUUCCUGACAAAAGAAGAUUUCAAGACAAUUUGAAUUCUGAUGAUUAUAGCAAUUUUAAGGACGGUCACUAAGUUAAUAUUGCCAACAUUUAUCACGGGAAGUGUUAAUUAGUCAUACAGAAAUGUUAGUCAUUUUUUUCAUCACUUAAACCGAUUGAUUUCCUAAUAAUCAUGAAUAAUUAUUAGAUUCAUGAUUAUUGAAAAGAUGGGAAUGUAAAACUACACUGUUACAUAACUUAAUAUUUUUUAUUGUGCGGUUGUAUAAUGAAGUUGAAAGCACUUAGUUUUCUCCAAUCUAUGUUAUUUGAUUUAUCUGAAAACAUCCUUUUAAUUCAACAAAUAAACGGUGAAAUGUGUGCACAUUAUGGAUUAUACACAUAUGUAUACACUAAUCAACCCUGUGGCACCUUUUAAUUCUGUGUUCUUGUCAUAUAGAUUAUUGUUGUUGCCCCUGAGGUAGUUCCGAUUUGCUAUAAAUAUAAAUCACAUCAUGUCAAAUUAUAUACAAGUUCCCUUUCAACAGAACAGAAAUGAAUGGAGAAUUUCAGAGAAGAAAUGGCUCAGGUUUUGGAUUUAAGCACAGCUUUUUUUAAUGAUGUGGAGGAGAGGAAAGGGAUGAGCGCUGCUAUGGUGAGUCUGUCAGGAAGAGGGGCAGCCGAGAGGUGUUUUUUAAUCAAGGCAUUCAGCGAAGAGUAAUCUCUAACACACCCAACCUGGUCAGGACUCAUUUUAAGGGCGGAUUCACAAUCAUUAAGUCAAUUGAAUCAUUGAGAAGGAUUCAGACUAAGUGCUAGCUACAGCCAACACAGUCAGCCAGAUUCAGAACAUGUGAACAGAUUCAGAACAUGU